Diversispora eburnea is the source of this 1413-nucleotide messenger RNA. Lineage: Eukaryota; Fungi; Glomeromycota; Glomeromycetes; Diversisporales; Diversisporaceae. The record is from the annotation of a GenBank genome assembly.
AUGGAAUCCAAAAUUACUCCUGAAUUCGCCACCUCCUUUAAACCUAAUUAUUUUUUUGAUGACAAAAAUAACGUGCCUACACGAAAUUGGAAUAAUAAGACUUGGCAUAUCAUUGCCGAAGUAAAUGUUUCUUUUACCAAAGACGUGUUUUGGGAAGUUAUUAAUCGCUGGACGAAAGAAGCACACUUGGUAAUUCCACCUAUACAAUCUGUCGAAAUUUUGAGUGAUGUGGAAACAGACUUUCAGAACAGAUUUUUGGAUAUUCAUCAAACAGAACAUGAACAAGAAUUUCAAGAUUUAUUAAAAGUUACUCCAGUAAGAAGUAUAAAGAGAAAAUUGAUUCCCAAAAGAAAGAAUAAAGAUGAAGAAUUAGAAGAAUUGGUAGAAUAUUAUAUGACAAAAAAUGUGAAUGUCAAAACUUUAUUAGAAAGUCGAGUAGUUUAUACGCCUAUUAUUGAAUGUUCUCAAGAAGAAUCUGUUAAAGUUUCCUGUAUUAGUUAUUUAUUUGCAGAAUAUAACAACCCAGGAGACAACUAUCAAUCAUAUAUAAGAAUCGAAAUUAUUCCUUUAAAUUCACCAACAUCCAAAAAUUCGCUUGAAAUUACUGAAAAAAUGAAAUAUGCAUAUCAACUACUUUUUAAAAAAUUAUUUAAAUGGUGCCAAAAUACAGAGAAAGGUUACCAAAAAAGAGUUCAUCAUGAUUUAUUGAUUCCAAAAGAAAUAUAUUUGGAAACGUAUCAAAAAGUUAAAUUAAAAUAUGCUGAUGAAUUGGUUAAAAAUUGGUCAGAAAAAACAGAUCCUGUAAAAUUUGUAUUUGAGGAUAUUGCAAUUGCAAGUUGGUUGAUUUCUUUGUGGGAAUUAGAAAGAAAAGAGAAUGGACAAAAUAAAUUACAGUCUUUUGUUGAUUUGGGAUGUGGAAAUGGUUUAUUAACUUAUUUAUUAUCAUCUGAAGGAUAUGAAGGAAUUGGUAUUGACAUGAAAAAAAGGAAAAUAUGGAAUAAAUUUGAAGAAAAGGGUGCAAUUCUCAAAGUUGAAACAUUACAACCAAAUAUGAUUACAUAUCCAAAAACUGAUUGGAUAAUUGGAAAUCAUGCUGAUGAACUUGUGCCUUGGAUACCUAUUAUUGCAGCAAAAUCAUCAGAAAAUACAAAAUUCAUGGUAAUCCCUUGUUGUUUUUAUGCAUUAUCUGGCACAAAAUAUUCCUUUGAAAAACAAAUAAUAAGUUCAGGUAAGUAUAAGGCAUAUCAAGAAUAUAUUCAAAAAAUUAUUGAAAAAUGUGGAUUUAUUGUAGAAUAUGAUUGGCUAAGAAUACCUAGUACCAAGAAUGUUGCAAUAAUAGGUAGAAAUAGAAUAAUAAAUCAAAGAGAUGAAUUACUCAAAAAUAUAGAUUCUGUGAUAUUAAGAAAGGAAUAA